This is a messenger RNA of Paramecium sonneborni, 464 nucleotides long. Lineage: Eukaryota; Ciliophora; Oligohymenophorea; Peniculida; Parameciidae. The record is from the annotation of a GenBank genome assembly.
AGCAAUUCGAGUAACAUAAUUCAAUAACGAAUUUGUUAACCCUUAACCUAAGAGAUGACAAAAGAUGAGAGUUAAGAAGUUUUUUGUUCCAAUAUGAAAAGAUGACAUUACUCAGUAAUAUUUAAAAAAUAAAAGAAAACUAAGUUCCUAAGUAUCUGGAAAGGAAAAAUCCUUAAUUUAAAUACCAGAGGUUAUAGAGAAAAAUAUUCAAAAUUAAUAAAUGCUUUAACUCAAUGUUAUCAUCUAAAAAACUUAGUAGGAUUUUAUGACAAUAAAUAAUUGAAAAAUAGGAGCUACAAAAAUAAUUUAGAGAACAAUAAGAAAAAUCCAAGACUAUGCAAUAAAGAAUAUAGAUCUAGGACGAAUGUUUCAAAUAUUAAGAAGGGGAAAGACUAUUCAGAUCCUAUUUUUUAGUCUCAUUUUGUUCAGUCUAAUAACCCAUCAUUUUAAAACUUUACCUAAUA